Molecule: messenger RNA, 3851 nt
Organism: Bolinopsis microptera
Lineage: Eukaryota; Metazoa; Ctenophora; Tentaculata; Lobata; Bolinopsidae
Exons: 6
Coding region: 18-761 (247 amino acids)
Source: RefSeq, a predicted model, not a curated record
AGCUAUAACAAUUGAUCAUGUCAAAGAGACGAAAAGAAGAACCGCCUAGCCCGGACCCAGAGUCACGUGAUCUCCCAACUUUACUAUCAGGUCGAGAUAAUGCGCUCCCCGACAGCCCCAUUCACUGCAGGUGCCCAAAUCUCAGCCGUUACGAUUCCGGUAUACAUUCAGGGGUGGGGGAAUCCUUGACUGAUUUCGAGCUUUACCUCAACGAAAUCGCAGAGAUACCAGACGACGAGAUGGACGACGUAUUUAACGAAGUGGACGAAGCUGUGCCGAUAAUAAUAGACUCGCUGGGAUCACCCCUAACCGCCAGCUCGCCUAUGCGUCAACCUAGUGAGCCUAACAGACUGGCACCUAUUCCUCACAACUUUAGACGUACCCAUAUACAUGGUAGUUUAACGCCUCAGUCCUACAGUCGGUUGCGACUGCUAUCAGAGGGGAGCAAUGAGGAGUUCCUGGAGCGUCUUAACAGUGGUGUCCUAAGCCACCCUGACAUCCAAGCAGACGUGAUAGCAGCCCGUUUAACGGUGAUAGCGGACCGGCUCAACGACCGUUACUACUCCCGGUCAAACAUGUCACCUGGUGACGACUCUUCACAUGUUCUCAACGAGAUAGCGUCACGUCUUCGCAUCAUCGGCAUCGCCAUGGAUUACCAGUACUUCAGUCAGCCGAGUUUUCUUCAGAACCACCGGCGGAUAUUGGCAGGAUGCUUCCUGGCUGCUAUUGCUACCACCACCAUUCUCUGGCUCAAAUCGUGAGAGGGGUUGAAAGUUAGGAGUACACACGUGCUCAUGCGCGGCGUGCACGUGCUCGUCUCUCAUGCACGUGCACAUCAGACGUUUUCCCAAACCCUUUCACUCAGACUAUCUAUAAAUUAAGUAAAGGUUUUUUUUCUAAUAUUUUUGUAUGAUGUUACCCUAACGCCCGUUACUAAUAUCACCACGUUGUCAGACUUAUUCACUCAAAACUAUUUUGUAAAACAAAUUUAUUUUUUAUUUUAUUUUCUCUCCGCCCUGGUAAGUCUGACAUCGUUUUUCUAAAAGAUUUAAAAUAAUUAAGAGAUCUAAAAGCUGCGCUGUAUUUGGUUGCCCCUGCAUGUUAGCGCUGAAAACCUUCCUAGAACUGGCGUGUUGACCACGUGCUGACCACGUGUUGACCACGUGCUGAUCACGUGUUGACCACGUGUUGACCACGCCUCUUUCCUUACAGAUAGAUAGGGACGAUUGAGAUUUGAGGGGUGUUUUGAAAGGAGGACUGGGUUACUUGUGUUAUUUUUGUAGAAAUCGGAAUAGGGUUAAACACAUUUACGGACUAAUAAUAUACUGGAGUUGUAUAACAAAGACUGAAAUACUUUUCUGUUGAAAUGGUAUCUGUUGUACUCUGCCUGCCUCAUCCAGCAGUUUUAAAGGAAACUUGUUAAUUUCCCUGAGUUUUGACCGAGAAAAAAUUACCGUUUUAAGAACGUAGUGGCUGGAUGCAGCUAGAAAGUCUGAGUUGAGCUAAAAACUGACAAACUAUUAAGUUGUUGUAACGGUUACGAGAUGUCCUAUUUAAGGAUCGAAAAUGUAUUUUAUUGAUAGCUGAACAAGACUUCUUCCAUUUCUGCGAAAUGAAAUCUCGGCUAAUGCUUGACCUGUUGAUAUAUGACGAGUUUUGAAAAUGUGUAGUAAAUUAUUGAUAAUUUUAAAUGAUCUCCCUUUCCUUAAAUAUAUUUUUGAUUGUUUUCUGCUUAAAAUAAAUGUGCGCUAAUAACUUUACAUUCUCGAUAUCCCCGCUACUUUUUGUCUUGAAACUGUCGGGUCUUAGUUAAACCUUACUGGAAAACAUAUAAAAUAGGUGGACUUAUUUUGGAUGAUUUUUGUUUAUUUCUAUACAUUUUUCAAUACAUUAAAUGCAUAUCAUACAAUUAUCAGUUGUAUUUUAUUUCCAGUAAGGUCUAACUCGAAUUGUUGAAUUCUAAAACAACUGUACCAUGAUUGGUCAACUUCAACAUAUUUCAAACUUGGCAAAACAUUUUCAGAUUAAACGCCUGUUCGUUGCUCACAUAGUAAAUAUGUUGAAUUGAUCUCUCAAGCCCACUGGUACAAGCUUUUUUAAAUGUGAGGAUGUAUAUAACUUUUGAUAAGCUAUACUUGAGACAUACUAAUAUUUUAUAGUGUACUACGCAUGUGCAAAGAACAGUAAACAUGUCGCACUGUAACAAGUACAUUUCAAUUCUCAACAGAGAUAACAUAUUAUUAUAUACGUUCUACUAACACUUGAAGAAGAAUAUCCAUUUUUUUCAAAUUAUGUUGUAUAUCCUGACAGUGAUGGUGUUACUACGGGCUCAACCAGCUGUAUUUUACAACUCUAAUUUGGAGCUCAGAAUCGUAUUAUGUAAGCACCUUCAGCAAUCGCAUAAUAAUUUAUCGGGUUAAUGUACAAUAACUUUUGGUAACUUUAGACAUGGGUAAUAGUAAAGUAGGGGGUGACAUUUCUUAAAAGGCCGUAGAAAGCUUUAAAAAGGAUAAAAUAGGAUCGCAAUUUGUUUAUGACAUAUUAUUUGAGGCAUAUCAUGCUUCUUAUCCAAAGAGUUAUUUCCUCUUUAAAGCUAAAAUAUGUAUCACCUCUCCUCCAUUGAAUUACCCACGUCUAUUAAAUCGAGUAAAUGUUGAAUAAUAUCCUUAUUUGGUGAUGACUUUAUCAGUGAAAACUACACUGCAAAACAAAUUCUGUUAGAAUGAAGUACUAUAUUUUCGUCAUAUAGCAUAAAACCAAAGUUAACAGCUUCCCUUAAAUCUUAUUUAACAUUGGUAGUAGAUCAGAUAGAUAAGAUUGUCUUCAACUGCAAGUCAGGGUUAUUAGAUAUUUGGCUCUGAACCGUUUACCACAUUCUGACGAGGUCAGCAUGUAACCAUGUAACCAUGGUAACUUGAUCGUAUUUUAUUUCUUGUAGCUAAUUUAUAUAGGUUCUUGUUAUGAAUAUUCGUUUAUAUAAGUUCCAGGUUGAGAAUUGAAGUGAAAGUUUACUGGCAACCGGUUUACUGGCAACUGGUUUACUGGCAACCGGUUUGCUCUUAAGAUGAGAUGAGGUGACAAUUUCGGAUCUGUAAUGUAAUUUAUCAUUAUAAUCUAUUACUAAAUUAUUAUGCCGUUUCAAAUUAUGUUCAGACGAAGCAUUAAAAAGCUGAUAGAGAAUGUUUGGUAACGCUGGUAACGCUGGUAACGCUGUUUUCCAAAGAAUUUAAAGAAUUUCGUGCAUUCAUGAGAAGUUUCUAUCAGUUUUCUUCAAGUGCCGAAGACUAGAGUAUGUUUCAUAUUGCAACUGUAGCCCAGCAAUGUUUACUAAUUCUAGAUGUUAUUUUCUAUUUAUCACUAUGAUAUUCAUGGCGCGCUUCAUUGUAAACAUGUUUGUUCGAGUGAUUUUAAAAAGUGCGAGAUAUUUGAAAAAUAUGUACACUUAUAUCUGGUGAUUGAUGUUUGUACAUUAUAAUUAUAUUCCCUAACUUAUUUUGUACAAUAGUGAAUAUAUUCGUUUGAUGUUGUGUUUACAUUAUGUGCAUUAUGUCUUUUCAAAAUCUGCAAUACUUUUGCCACUAUUCCUUGCAAUAAGAUGGCCGAUAUUAUUUUCUCCUUUGCUGAAAAUUUUCAUGUUUUAAACAAUAUUUUUCGUCGACCAAUCAUUAGAGUGGAUUUCUAAAUAUACCCUUAAUUUUUGUGCUGCAAGUCCCCAAUAACACAGUUAUGUUUCUGUUAGAAGCAUAUUAGCUUUUGUGCGAGUCAGUUCGACAAUUUGUUUUACUUAGUGACAGUGUGUGCAGGGUUUUUAAUUGACAGUGUGCGGUUCCAUUGAUUGUUUGAUUUCCACA